AUGUCGUUUAAUCUGACUGGAGUUCCACAGUGUGGCGUCUCCUGCCUCGUUUCCUCUCUUUCCACGUCUAGUUGUGCUCUGACCGAUUACACCUGCCUAUGCCUUGACCAAGUCUACAAUAACGCAGUGACGAACUGCGUUAUCCUAGGCUGUACGGUCAAAGAACAGUUAGUUGUCAAGCGGAUCACGGCGACGAACUGCAAUCUUCCAAUCAUCGAUCGCGGACCAAUCGUUACUAUACUCCAGAUAGUAGUCACAAUCAUUCAAGACAUUUUCUUCAUCAUACGAAUAGCGUCCAGGAUUCUAAAGCUGGCGCCAUGGGGACCAGAUGACACAACAAUCGUGAUUGCUUGGGUAUUGCAAAAUGUAUUUCUCGCAGGCGGUAUCAUCGCCAACCAGAAUGGACUCGGUAUAGAUAUUUGGUUCGUGCCUUUCAACCAAAUAACAAACUUUCUCCAGAUCUUUUUCGUCUUCGAGGUGUUAUACACGCUCACCAUCGGGAUUAUCAAAAUAUCGAUUUGCUUCCUGUUCCUCCGACUAUUUCCAGAGAGAAGGAUCCGGCGCUACCUCUGGGCAACCCAGCUCUUCAAUGUGACCGUGGUCGUGGUCUACGUGAUCGUUGACCUCGCGCAAUGUCAACCAAUGAGCUAUUUCUGGGACAUGUGGGAUGGGGAACAUGUUGGUCGCUGUAUUAAUAUUUACGCUAUGGCCUGGUCGCAUGCUAUCGUCAACAUAGCCCUCGAUCUCUGGAUGCUGGCGCUCCCUGCCAGCCAGGUCUGGGGUCUGAACAUGCCACUGAGGAGGAAAAUUGGUGUGAUGAUCAUGUUCGGGCUGGGUGUCUUUAUCACAGUGGUGAGCAGCAUCCGGCUUAGGAGCCUGAUCGGCUUCGCGCAGGCCUACCCACAAAACCCAACAAUGGACUUCUUUGGCGUAGCACUAUGGUCAGCCCUCGAACUAACCACGGGCGUAACCGUCGCGUGCCUCCCAGCAACAAGGCAGGUCGUGGUCAAAUACGUGCCGAUCCUGCCAGACAUCAUAUCGCGGUACACCUCCCGGCUCACCAGCACCCUGUCGUACGUGUCGGGAGGGACCAAGUCGGCAGGCAAGACCAGCGAGCUCGGCAAGUCCAGCACUGGCAAGUCCACGGACAUAUCGAGAGACAGGACGCUGCAGAGGAUACCGACCGAGGACGCGAUAACAAUGAAGGCGCUGCCGCCGGCGCCGCCACCGCCUCGCACGCCGCGGAGCCCAGGCGACACCCGGCCCUACUCCGUUGCCACGACGCCUUCGUCUAUCGCCGAUGGGUUCUCUCUUGGGGUUUUUGAAGGGGCGGCUGGGGACUCGACAGCGGAGGACUCGUCCGACGCCGGGAAUGAUCCGGAGCGGGGCGUGAGCCCGGGGGGACCUUUGGGGCCGAAUGCGACCCGGCCGUGGCGGCCGAUGUCUUACCCUCAGCCCAGGACGGAUCGACCACGCUGGCAGUAA
Messenger RNA from Diaporthe citri, 1485 nucleotides. RefSeq lists its product as uncharacterized. The record is from RefSeq and is a predicted model, not a curated record. NCBI's taxonomy places the organism in Eukaryota, Fungi, Ascomycota, Sordariomycetes, Diaporthales, Diaporthaceae. Bases 1 to 1485 code for a protein of 494 amino acids. The transcript is spliced from 8 exons.